This is a messenger RNA of Acaulospora colombiana, 132 nucleotides long. The record is from the annotation of a GenBank genome assembly. NCBI's taxonomy places the organism in Eukaryota, Fungi, Glomeromycota, Glomeromycetes, Diversisporales, Acaulosporaceae.
AUGGAUAAAAAACUUUGUUUGAGCUUAUUGAAUCUUAAAUUGUUGUCUUCUUCUGAGGUGUCAAAUAUUAUAGGAAAAGCAAAAAGAUUAGAGCCCUUUGAGGGCACGCUGCCCGGAAUUGUGAAAUUGUAA